AUGGGAAUGGAACAUGAGGUGUCAAGGACAGUGGAGUGGAGUGCUUCUCUACCGGGUGAGCGUCGUAGCGCGUUUGCUGUUAGCUCGCGAUUGACAGGGCAGUUGACUUGGACGAGGCCUGAUGAGGGAUGGGUCAAGGUGAAUGUGGAUGGAGCGUUUAUAGAGGAUCGCGCUGCCGGUUUCUUGGUGGAGCUCACAGCAGUUGCUACAGCAGUGGAGUUAGUGAUGGGCUUGGAUCUUCCUCAUGUAGUAGUUGAGUCUGAUUCUAUGGAGGUUGUUCAAGGGCUCACUGAUCCUCAUGCUCCAUCUCAUCUGUAUGCUGAGAUUAUUCAGGGUGUCAUUCGUUCCAGAGAUGCUCAUGGUAGCAUGAGGUUCCAACACGUCUACAGAAAGGGCAAUGCCCUAGCUGAUUAUCUAGCCCAUGUGGCCCUUGCUUCCCCGCCAGGGGUUCACCAGCUGGAAUUCCCUAUAUGA
This is a messenger RNA of Lotus japonicus, 474 nucleotides long. RefSeq lists its product as uncharacterized. Bases 1 to 474 code for a protein of 157 amino acids. NCBI's taxonomy places the organism in Eukaryota, Viridiplantae, Streptophyta, Magnoliopsida, Fabales, Fabaceae. The transcript is spliced from 2 exons. Gene Ontology annotation, molecular function: nucleic acid binding; RNA-DNA hybrid ribonuclease activity. The record is from RefSeq and is a predicted model, not a curated record.